AUGAACUACCAACUCCAUUCGCAGGACUACUACGACCCAGCUCUCGAGCUCGACUUUACCCAGUCCUGGUCUCCCGAGAGCAAGAAGCAGAUCCCCCGUGCUGCUUCCUACUACAACAACUCUUACGACCUCGCCACAGACGACUGGGGCUACCCUCUCCCAGCGCCCCAGUAUCCAGACCACGACCAGCCUAGGAUCAAGCAGGAGGACCUCUACGAUCCCCAUGCUUUUCACCAGCCGCUUCAAUCCCAUCCACACUCCGCCACCUACUAUCCUCCCCAGUCCUUCCACUCCCAGACUCCUUCCCAGCCCCAGCCUCCCUCCCAGCCCCAGCCCCAGCCACAGUCCCAGCCUCUCCUCCAUCCACUCGCCAGACCCGCCUUCCAGUACGCUCAGACAAUCCACCCCGCUGAGCUCUCCCCAGUCACAGACUCCUGCCCCUCCGUCUCCCCGCUCUCCGCCUACACAGAUCUCUCUACCGCCGUCCAUGACCCAUCCCACUACGCCGUCUGCCAGCCCCAGCACACCACCAUCGACCUCAAGUCAUGGAACGACGACCGUCGCGCGUCUCUCGCCAGCACCGCCAGUCUAGAGAGCGACCUCAGCUCCGUGCCCUCCCACCACUCCCACCACAUGGUCCCCCUCGACAUGGGUCUUGACCCCAUCGACGGCAUGGCCCUGGGCAUGGCUGGCGUCGUCGUUGGCGGUCUGCCGAUCGACAUGACAGGUGUGCCACAGGAGGCCGUGUGUGCCCCGGAGGAGGACAUUGGCGGCGAGGAGGACGCCGAGGGCGAGGACGACUGGGACCACACCCAGCAGCAGGACGUCCAGCAGGUCCAGUAUCAGCAGCAGCAGCAGCAGCAGCAGCAGUAUAUGAGCGAGGGUGUUGAGAGUGUAGCGGACGGCACGGAUCGGGAUGGUGAGGGCGACGAAGAAUUCCACAGCGCCGUCGACAGCAGCAUUCAGCAACACCAGCAGCAACAGCAACAGCACGUACUCGAUGAAGAUGGCGAGGAGGAGAUGCCAGUCGAAGAGUCAGACUUGUCAGAGGACAUCGAGGCAGAGGCUGAACCAGAGAUCAAGCGCGAGUACGAGGACAGCGAUCUCAGCGAGACAGAGGAGGAGACAGAGGAGGACGAAGACGACCCGGACGACCCAGAAUUCGUGCCCCGGCCCAGGCGUCGCACCAGCUUGCGCAGGCAGUCGACAUUCCCUUCAGCCGAUGGCGAGCUCUACGCGCAGUAUGGCGCGACGGUGCCCUUUAGCAAUAUCAUGAACGAGGGCCGCACGCUUCGUUCGCGCUCUUCUUCCGCGCGGUAUACGCCUUAUCCCAGCAAUUACCCCGAGGGCUCGACUUACAACGGAAACGGCGAACAUGGAUUCGACCACCACGGCAGCAACGACAACAGCGGCGCGUACAACGAACGCGCGCGCGGAAGGAGGUACAACUCUACAUCAUCUACCACAUCCUCGUCUGCCCACCCUCCGCGAUCUGCGUCGUCGCUUUCUGGCUCUUCGGGCAUCACAACAACAACAACAACGACGGCGACGAGACGGCGCCUACGGCCAUCCAACACGCUCCCUGUGCCGAUCCCUGUGCCGAAUCUGACGAAGAAAUCGCGGGGACGACGAGUGCCAACGAUGUCGUCGCUGGAGGAUGUGCGUAGCGCGGCGAGCGGUGCGGGGAGGAAGAGGCAGAACGCGGGAGGCAAGGCGGCGCGGAUGUACCUGUGCGAUGUGGACGGGUGUGGGAAAUGCUUUGCGAGAGGCGAGCACCUCAAGCGGCAUGUGCGAAGCAUCCACACCUAUGAGAAACCACACAAAUGCCUGUAUCCUGGCUGUGGCAAGGACUUUAGCAGGCACGACAACCUUGGGCAGCACAUGCGGGUGCACAAGGACUAUGUGCAGGAGGGCGUCACAGUGCCCAACAGCGGCUCGUCAGGGUCGUCGCGACGCAAGUCGACGCAGAGCUGA
Psilocybe cubensis is the source of this 1974-nucleotide messenger RNA. RefSeq lists its product as uncharacterized. Gene Ontology annotation, biological process: regulation of transcription by RNA polymerase II. The coding region runs from base 1 to 1974 and encodes 657 amino acids. Gene Ontology annotation, molecular function: DNA-binding transcription factor activity, RNA polymerase II-specific; RNA polymerase II cis-regulatory region sequence-specific DNA binding. Gene Ontology annotation, cellular component: nucleus. Lineage: Eukaryota; Fungi; Basidiomycota; Agaricomycetes; Agaricales; Agrocybaceae. The transcript has 2 exons. The record is from RefSeq and is a predicted model, not a curated record.